Messenger RNA from Hyposmocoma kahamanoa, 478 nucleotides. It is a transcript of the gene ND-B18, whose product is annotated as NADH dehydrogenase [ubiquinone] 1 beta subcomplex subunit 7. The coding region runs from base 52 to 411 and encodes 119 amino acids. Lineage: Eukaryota; Metazoa; Arthropoda; Insecta; Lepidoptera; Cosmopterigidae. The transcript is spliced from 3 exons. The record is from RefSeq and is a predicted model, not a curated record. Gene Ontology annotation, cellular component: mitochondrion.
UUAAAAAUCUUUUCUUUAUUCCGGCAGAACAAAAGCUGAUUCCCAAUCAAGAUGGGCCAGAUAGCAGGAACACUCACUACUCGCGAUGUUGGCCUGCAAAUGAACGAUAAAGCUACUUUCGAUCCUCAUGCAGGAUUUGAGGGAAAACGAAAACGAAGAGAAAUGAUAGCCAAGGAGGACGACCUUAUCUCAGCUCGUAUCCCGCCUGAGAAGCGCGACUACUGCGCUCAUUUCUUGCUUGACUACCAAGUUUGUCGCUAUAAGAACAUGCCAAUGAUCUAUAAAUGCGCUCAUGAGAAGCAUAAUUACUUGAACUGCGAACAACAAGAUUACGUCCUCCGAAUGAAAGAAUUUGAGCGGGAGCGACGUCUGCGGCUAAGAGAUAACCGCAUUGUUGGUGCUGCUGCUUAACUGUUAUAAAUAUAGAAUUCAAUUUGUUAUACAUAUAAUUUACUGUAAAUAAAUAAAUAGAUCAAUA